GGUGCGUUUGAUUCGUUGCCAAUGACAUCAGCUGUGCAGUGAGUGUGCAGAAAGGGGGAAAAAAGGCGUCCUCUUCUGUCGCGCUGCUCGCAGAAGAAGAAAGACGCGAGCCGCGGCAGGAGACAUUUCUGCAGAAGAAGAAGAAGAAGAAGAAGACAAGGAGGAGGAAGAGGAAGAGCGAGGAUGUCCGCCCUGGUGCAGUGUCCACCAUCAUCAUCUUCUUCUUCAUCCCCACCAGCCAACAUGGAGAGCGGCUUCAUCCCCGCCAGCCCCUCGCAGCACUUCGUCCACUCCAAGUUCUACCUGCUGGUGGUCCUGGGCGAGGUCGCCACGGAGGACCACCUCAAGUGUGCCAUCGCCGACAUAGAGAAAGGAAUACGCUCAUGGGACACCAAUUUAAUCGACUGCAACUUGGACCAGGAACUCAAACUCUUCGUCUCCAGGCACUCGGCUCGCUUCUCCGCAGACGUCAAAGGACAGAGAAUUCUUCACCAUAAAAGUAACGUCCUGGAGACGGUCGUGCUUAUCAACCCUUCAGACGACGCCGUCAGCACCGAGGUUCGGUUGAUGAUCUCUGACUCUGCCAGACACAAGCUUCUGGUUCUGUCAGGUCAAUGCACCGAAAACACCGGGGAGCUAAUACUUCAGUCUGGAUCCUUUUCCUUCUCCAAGUUCAUCGACAUAUUUACUGACCAAGAGAUUGGUGAAUUGCUGAGCACUAUUCAUCCAGAAAACAAAGCCAACUUGACACUCUCCUGCCCCGAACAAGGUGACUGGAAAAACUCAAACUUGGACAAACACAACCUACAAGACUUCAUCAACAUGACGCUAAACUCGGCGCUCAUCCUGCCUGAAAUGGAGGGCCUCUCCGAGUUCACAGAGUAUUUAUCCGAAUCCGUGGAGAUUCUGACACCUUUUGACAUUUUGGAACCGCCGGCCUCAGGUGGAUUCCUCAAGCUCUCCAAACCUUGUUGCUACAUCUUCCCUGGCGGCCACGGGGACUCUGCUCUCUUUGCUGUCAAUGGCUUUAACAUGCUCAUAAACGGAGGUUCCGACAGGAAGUCCUGCUUCUGGAAGUUGGUAAGACACCUGGACCGUGUGGAUUCCGUCCUCCUAACCCACAUCGGUGACGACAACCUGCCAGGCAUCAAUAGCAUGCUGCAGAGAAAGAUUGCGGAGCUUGAAGAGGAGCAGUCGCAGGGUUCGACGGCAAACAGUGAUUGGGUGAAGAACAUGAUCUCGCCAGAUAUCGGUGUUGUGUUUGUGAAUCUCCCUGAAAAUCUGGAAAACCUUGACCCUAACUACAGAGUGAGGCGGAAUCUCGAAGAGGCAGCUGCCACUCAGCAGUUCCUUACCAAGCUAAAUUUAAGAAUAGAACCUUUGCAGCGAGCUGUGGGAAACACUAUUGAACCCAUGAUACUAUUUCAGAAAAUGGGUGUCGGGAAGCUUGAGAUGUACGUACUAAACCCGGCAAAGAACAGCAAGGAGAUGCAACACUUUAUGAAGCAGUGGACUGGUAGCCAAGAUGACACAACUUCCAUACUACUGCCAAACGGAAAAGAAUCUGAGUUUCCUGUAUCAUACUUGACUUCUAUCACCUCCCUCAUUGUGUGGCACCCUGCAAACCCUUCGGAAAAGGUAGUGCGAGUUCUCUUUCCAGGGAAUGCCACCCAGCAGCACAUCUUUGAAGGUUUGGAAAAGCUAAAACACCUGGACUUCUUAAAGCAGCCUAUUGUCACUCAAAAAGAAAUGUCUGCCAACGUGCCUCCAACACCGACACUAAAGCAAGCCAAAAUGAAGAACAGAACAGACAGCAAAGAGAGCUUAAAGUCGACUCCAAAGCCAUCACCAAUUAAAGGUGUCAGAAAGGAGUCCAAGGAAGAAGGUGCAGAAAAAGCAAAGGCAGCUGCAGACGAAUUAUUUCAUGAGAAACAGCAGAAAGCAGAAAAAAGAGAAAAGGUGAUGGUGAAGAAAGAACGAGCGAAGGUUCCUGAGAAAGAAUUAAAAGCGAAACCGGAACAAGCAACCCCGAAUGAUACACCUGAAAAAAAGAAGACUCAAAUAAAAGCUAAACCCGAAAAGGAGAAGAUUGCUAAGAAAGACAUUAAAGUGUCUGCAGAAAAGAAAAAAGAGGUAAAAAAAGAUGCAUUAAAAAAAGAGGAUGCACCUAAAAAAGAUAUUAAGAAAGAAGAAGCAAAGAAAAGGGACAUAAAAAAGGACAGCAGGAGAGAUUCUCCCAUGAAAGAGAAAAAGGAUGAAAAGAGAGACCAAAAGAAAGAUGUUAAAAAGCCAUCAAAAGAAAUAAAGAAAGCAUCUGCUUCUGGAGAAGACAAAGGUAUUUCCCCUAAACCAAAGACCCUAAAGAAAGACACCUCCAAAAAAAUUGCAGGGUCGCCUUCAAAGCUGAAAGGCAAAACAGCUUCCAAAGUGCCAAAAGAGGCAAAGGUGGAUGCUGCCAAAAGUGCAGCUGUUGCAGCUAGUGUUACUGAGGACCCAGAGGCAGAGAGGUCUGUUAUGUCUUCCCCUGUGGACCUGACAAGGGACAUCGAGGAGCUCAGAGCAGAAGAGCAGGCAGAAGAUGAAUCAACUGUGCAACAAAAUGUGGAAGAAGAGGCUGUGAUGACACAAUAUCAAGGAGAGACAAUGCAGACCAAAGAGUCCCCCAGGGCACUGAAGUCAUUAGAUGAGGGUAUAACCACAACAGAGGCUGAAGGAGGUAGUAGAGACUCUCCAGAUGAACAAGCUCUCAAAGGAAAACUCAAUGGCAGGUUUGAAGAUGAGGCAACUGUAAUGGAGGAAGCGUCUGAUGGAGCAGAUUAUGAAGAGAAGGGGGAAACAGAGGAGGUUUAUGAACAACAGAGAGUGGAGUCAAUUAAAGAUGAGCCCAGUGAAGAUGAACACCUAAAGAGACAUGAUACACUCAUAAUAGGAGAUAGCGUUAAGGACCAGGCUGAUGUUGAAGAUCAGCUUGUAGGUGAACACAGAAAAGAAAAGGAGGAACUGACUGUUUCAGCCUCACUCAAAGAAUCAUCGCCUGUGUCCCCUGCCGCGUCGAUCCAUGAUGAAAUGCUUCCAACUGGUGCUGAGAGCUUUACUACGUCGGAUGAUGAAAACAGAGAGGAACCACCUGAAGAGUUUACGGUCACCUCUGGCCUCACUCAUUCCACUAUUGAGAUCUCCAGUGUGCCUACUGCCAUCGAUGAUAUGUUGACUCCGAGGGAUGGCUUGAGCGAUGAAACAGCUAACGAAGAGACUGACUCCCCUUUGCCUGAUGUGGGCAGAUUUGGGACGUCACAAUCUGGAGAGUUUGAUAAGAACAAAUCCCCUUUAUUUCAGAGUAAACCAUGUUCAGACUACUCCAAAAGUGACGCCACGGAGGGUCAGGACUAUAACCACACUGCCACGACAAUCUCCCCCCCUUCAUUAUUCGAAGAAGACAAACUCUGUAGAGAGUUUUCUUCUGAUGGUAAAGUCGAGGAUUUUAACACACUUGAAGAAACAUGUGAGAAGCAAGACACAGCGAGACUCUCAUCAACAUCACCUCUUGUGCAUUCUCCCCCAGGUGACCAAAAAUACAACUUUGAUUCCCCAUCAAUGUUUGCUCCACCUAUAGAACUCUCCACUACCUUGACAGGGUCGCCUAGAGUGAUGAGCGAGUCCACCCUUAGCCCAGAGGACAAAACACUGGAAGGGGCUAACUCCCCCCAGUCCUCCGGCCAUACACCCUAUUACCAGUCCCCAGUAGACGAAAAAGCAGGAGCUCUGCCACCCAUGUCACAAAACGAAGAACGGGGCCCAACUAUUGUGGAGGUCACGAGUGAUAAAGAUGACUCCAAUAGGGCUACACCAGAACUUGAUGAGAAACAGUCAGAGUGUUUCUCCCCCACAGAUAAGAGUGUAUCAUCUCCAAAAAGCCCACCUUCAGCUGAACUUGACUCCCCAAUAAAGAAGGAACUGGAUGAGAUGAACAACCAUCAAGUCUUUUCCUCAAUGCCAAGACAGGUUUUAGAGGCUACUUUGAUCCCAGCUUUCAAGGAAGAAACUAAAAUGUCCAUUUCAGAAGGUACAGCAUCUGAAAAGUCAGACACACCCAUGGAGGAAGUGGUAGCAGAGGACAUGUUUUCUCAUCUAGCCUCAGCAUCUACUGCCUCCCUAGCCACCAGCUCUUUGCCAGAGCCUACCACUGAUUCCCCCUCCCUUCACGCGGAAGUUGGCUCUCCUCACUCGACCGAGGUAGAUGAUUCUUUGUCUGUUUCUGUAGGCCAGACACCAACCACUUUCCAUGAGGCUGAGGCAUCUCCAUUCAAGGAAGACUGCCCCAGACCAAUGUCCAUCUCGCCAGACAUCUCACCAAAGAAUAAAGGCAGAGCACAGAUGCAGGACACAAAAUCACCAGAACAUUCUACCAUGUCAAUGGAGUUUGGCCAGGAGUCUCCUGACCACUCGUUAGCCCUUGAUUUUAGUAAACAAUCUCCAGAGCACCAAUCUGCAGGAAGCAACUUGCGUGCUACAGAGAAUGGCCCAACUGAGAUAAAUGAUAGUCCUUCAGAUGUCAAAGUAUCUGAAGAACAACCCUCUACCAUAGAGGAACCUCUGCUGUUUGAAGAGACCGAUUCAGGUCGUGCUGCUUCUGCAACCCCAUCAGAUGCCUCCCAAUCCACUCCCUCUGUCACAACCCCAUGCCAAAUGACUGAGAUGCCCCCCAUGGUUGAGCAGACAGGUGGGUCUCCCAUCACUCCAAAGGCAGCCUCUCUCACCCAUUCUCCUCAUUCCAGUGGGGCGUCCCCAGUUUCAGGAGGUCCCAUUGAAAGAGACAACAUCAGCCCACUUUCACUGUCCGUGGAGCACUUUGCGUACAAGUCUAACACACAAGAGCCACAGGACAAGCCACCUUCUGAAACAACUUCCCCAUCAACAUUAUGGUUUUCAGAUGAAGGGAAACUUUUGCCAGAAAAGGAGACCAAUCCCUUUAAAUGUGAAGAUUAUACACUUGAAGCAAAAUCUCCCUUGUGCACUGAAGUCCAUUCCCCAUCAAAUCUACCUCUGUCUUCACAUCCAGCCUGCACCUUAAGGAACCCAGAUUCCUCUAAGGUUAGCCCUUCCGCUUUGUCUAAGACAGAUGUUGACCUCUGCUUGGUCACUUCCUGUGAAUACCGUCAUCCCAAGACAGAACUAUCUCCGUCUUUCAUCAACCCAAGCCCUCUUGAAUAUUUCAUUAAUGAAGAGAAUGUCUUAGAAGAAGAGAAGCCUCUUGAGACAGUUGGAGGAGGACCUCCACCUCCUGGGGGAAAGCUUUCAUCCAAACAAUGUGAGGAGACUCCACCCACAUCCAUCAGUGAAUCCGCCCCCUCUCAGACAGAUUCUGAUGUUCCACCAGGGACAGAAGAGUGCCCCUCUAUAACAGCAGAUGCUAACAUUGAUUCUGAGGACGACUCAGAGACACUGCCUACUGAUAGAACCCUGACCUACAGGCAUGCUGAUCCUCCUCCGGUGGCGCUCAGGGACACAGCUCCAUCCACAGGUCCCCAUGAUGCCUGUAUGGUCGACCCAGAGGCCCUCAAGGCUGAGGAGAACCGCCACAAUGCAAACACAGACGCUGUAGAAAAGCCCAAGAAGAAAAAGCUGACCAAAAAGUCUUCCUCACCCGCUAGAAAGAGUGCUCUGUCAAAGGUGAAGGAUUCAAAGACCGCCUCCCCAAAGAAAAGUCUGGGGGAGGGGAAAGAUGCCAAAAAUGCAACCAAUACAUCAGCAUCGAGAGGCGCUAGCGGGAAGGCAUCAAGUGUGGUGUCUCUGCCGAACUGUCCUCCCAUGUACCUGGAUUUGGUUUACAUCCCGAAUCACUGCAGUGCCAAGAAUGUUGAUGCGGAGUUCUUUCAGCACGUGCGGUCGUCUUACUAUGUGGUCAGCGGCAACGACCAGACGUCUCAGGAGCCCAGUAGACCGGUCCUUGAUGCUCUGCUGGAAGGGAAAGCCAGAUGGGAGAAUAAUAUGCAGGUCACGCUGAUCCCCACACAUGACACGGAUGUGAUGAGGGAGUGGUACCAGGAGACCCACGACAAACAACAGGAGCUGAACAUCAUGGUCCUGGCCAGCAGCAGCACUGUGGUCAUGCAGGAUGAGUCCUUCCCAGCUUGUAAGAUAGAAAUGUAGGACCCAAACCAUGUAGCUUAAACCCAAACUGUCACACAACUCCAAUAAAACACACUACACUAGGAUUGUAACUUGUACUCACGACUUGGAAAGGUGAAGGUUUUUUCAGUUGUGUUGGAAAACUUGAUCUCUCAUAAGGAGAAUGUACACCCCCGCCCCCAAAAAAGAACAGUUGUUUUUUUCCACCAUCUAGAUCGUUGCCUUAUCGGGAUGUUGAAUGAAUGUAUCCAACAAACAGAGCGCUGACGGCACACUAAAAGGUGUCCAUAGUGCGGCCCGGGGGGCAUUUUUGGCCUAAAUGAUUUUGUCAUUAGUGUUACACAAUUAAUUUGCUUAGUCAGCCAUAGCACAAAGCUAAGAUGUCAAUAUUUCGUUCAACCUUCAUUUAGCCAAUAUUCAUAUUUUACAUUAAGAAACAGCACCUUUGCCAAGAUUUAGUCCGUUGUAUGAAAGGCAACAGGUGAAUACACAAGUUAAUUAUGCCGAGAAAUAAUUGUUCACUAUUUCUGCCUGUAACUAUGCAUCGCUGGCGUAGAUACAUUAUUUGUCGUGAAUGGAUAAUCAUUUUCAGCCUAAUUAAGUGACAUUGGCUAAUUUCCCACGACACAGUUGGGAAUCACUGGUUUAGCGAGUGUUGGCCUACAUUGGCUUGAUUUUAGCAUCUUUUAACACACAAAUUGCUCCCAUUUGCGUACUUAAAUUGUUCUGUAUGCGCACUAAAGCAGGGGUGCCCAAACUACGGAUCCGACCCACCAGCGUCCAAAAUCCGGCCCACUGGAAGUCCCAAGUCUAAAUUAUUUUUAUUUAUUUAUUUAUUUAUUUAUUUAUUUAUUAAACUGUCCUUUCUA
Molecule: messenger RNA, 6998 nt
Organism: Entelurus aequoreus (snake pipefish)
Lineage: Eukaryota; Metazoa; Chordata; Actinopteri; Syngnathiformes; Syngnathidae
Gene: map1b
Product: microtubule-associated protein 1B
Exons: 6
Coding region: 184-6150 (1988 amino acids)
Biological process (GO): microtubule cytoskeleton organization; axonogenesis; regulation of microtubule depolymerization
Cellular component (GO): microtubule; dendrite; microtubule associated complex
Molecular function (GO): actin binding; microtubule binding
Source: RefSeq, a predicted model, not a curated record